AUGUCCCGGCUGGUCGUAGUAGAUGGAUUUGUUUCGAGUACGAGGGGGACUUUGGAAUUGCACUUGGUGAUUAUAGAGAUUCUACAAGGAGUGAAGCAACUUCACCCAAAGCUGGAAUACUCAGCCGUCAACAAGCUGAGGAGCAUCAAGCUCGAGGUUAUAGAUUGCACGUUGACCCAGCCCAGGUUCGCCAGGAUAUACUCUAGCCACGUCAAAGGGUCACUGCGACGCUGGGAUGAUCUGAUCGACUGGAUCAGGUUGGACCUGCCCAAAGCUAACGUCGAGAGGACGCAGAAAAUAAUGUUGACAGGACUAUCGUCCCGUCCAAACAUCCAUGAACUUAACCAUUGGAUGUGUUCGAAACUCAGAUCAGACUGCCUGCUGAUUGUUGCCUCACGCAUCGCCCGGGUAGGCAUGUGCCGUGCGCUGGUCUUUGUCUGGACGCUCGCCAUGGCAAAGGACUUGUCCGAGGAUAGAAUAUAUAAUUGUCUCGAAGGAGCGAUGUUCGGCAAUGAGACCAUGAGAAUCCUGGUUGAGCGGCCUGGUAGCAAGGCUAGUGCAACGAGGUGCCAACAAGAGGCGGCACCUUUGGUCGUGCUGGGAUCGUCGAGGCUGCCACCUCACUGGCCUAUAUGCAGCACUUUGAUAUCUAGUGUCAGGGCGAAGCCUUUCCAGAUCCACAAUUCUAAAAAUGCCGGUACAAGUUGGAAGCUAUACUGCAAGAUAACUUCGCCAUUCAACAGCACCACAAAGAAACCGUAUCGGCGGUCAUACUCCUAUGCUUGCGUGCUGUAUGCUGCACACACUGCCAACGCUUUUUAUCACUUGCAAAAUAAAGCUGAAAGACUUUAUACAAUGACAGCACCCCAUUCUUCCGUACAUCCGGGAACACAUCAGCCUCACCCUCUGAGCAUUCAAAACAUGGUUCACCCUGUGGGAAAUCAGGGGCUCUCAUCUUGUAGCAACACUAUGGUGCAGCAGUACGGGUUGAUUCCUGCCGCGAGCAUAUAUAUCAAUCCCGCUGUUUUGCAAUCCGUGGAUGUCCCUUUAGAGAAGCAUCUGCAUCUAAAUCCAGAAAUGUGUCAAAGGGUCAUGACAGGCCAGGGACAGCACAAUCAAGAACACCAAGAGCCAAGACCGUUCAUGCCCGCUCCUAUUCGCGAACCAGAGGUACCAGUGUCGGCUCCAGCCUGGACCAGAAGCACCAAACAUCGGCGGCUGAAGCCAGGAGGUGCGCCUGCGGCACUCGGCCACGGGGGAUCAAGAGCAUACAACGGUCAAUUACAAAUGAUGUCCACAUGGCGGUUUCAGGAUCAUCAGGGAAACCAGCCGCAGGGAGGCUUAUCACACCAUUCUAUCAAGCAUCGCGUUACUCGAGCCAUGGUCUCGCACCGCAGCGGUGUACCAAGAAGCCUGGGGGCCCAGGCAAGAAAUGUCGAAACGGAUCGCCAUGUAGAAUGGCCUCAACGUCCACUAGAACGACGCGUACCUUCAGCUCUUCAACCUCGACUACCCUCUAUUCGAUCGCUUAUUCCCGGACUCCCCAAAACUUUUGCAAAUCACACAGAGGUGUCGACGGCACAUCAAAGCUUGUAUGGUGCGGCGAAACGGCAAGGGUAG
Fusarium redolens is the source of this 1620-nucleotide messenger RNA. RefSeq lists its product as uncharacterized. The transcript has 6 exons. Bases 1 to 1620 code for a protein of 539 amino acids. NCBI's taxonomy places the organism in Eukaryota, Fungi, Ascomycota, Sordariomycetes, Hypocreales, Nectriaceae. The record is from RefSeq and is a predicted model, not a curated record.